Peronospora farinosa is the source of this 8472-nucleotide messenger RNA. Lineage: Eukaryota; Oomycota; Peronosporomycetes; Peronosporales; Peronosporaceae. The record is from the annotation of a GenBank genome assembly.
AUGAACGGGGCCCGCAGCUUCUUCUCCGCUGAUGGCUCUCCUUCUGAUGAGGAUCCACUAAAAGGUGGCACUACACGCGCUAGACCCGUGAACGUCAGCACGCGAUUGCGCCAGAAACUCGCCGCUGGGGCCGCUACGUCUCAAGAUUUCUUCGCGUCGUUGGGUAUAGACGCCACGUCAGGAGAUCGAGCAGGCAGCAGUACGAGUAGCAGCAGUAAUCGCAGCUAUAAUAGCAUGGCCGCUCGACGAGCUCCUGCUUCAGGUGUAGGAUCUGUUACGUCAACAUCUUCGUCAUCGCUAUGGAGACCUCCUACUAUUGGUGGCCUGAGAAUGACACCAUCUUCACCGUCUAUCUCUGCAUUCGGUUCUCUGAACGUCGCAAGUAGCAACAGAAACGUAAUGACCAGUACUACCAGUACUAGUUCUAUAACAACGAACGCCAAAUGCGAGGGAUCAAGUGGGACUGGUCGUACUGUAAAGACUGCUACUGCUGCAACUUCUGUUGACGCUGCCAAGACGAGUGCAAGACCGACGCAGCUGUUCUCGAUGGAAGAUGCGGAGGAAUUGUACAGUGAUGACGGAUGGGACUGUGAUUCACCCUCGACCGUGCUCUCGAAUCCAACGGAUGAGACGGAAACGACGUCAACGACAGUCCCGGUACGUGCAGCGGUGAAAGUACCGGGUGAUGAAUUUGCGUGGGGUGAUGACGACGACGUAUUUGCGUCGCCUGUUGCGAAGGCGACAGUGGUGCCGCCACGUCCGAAUGAAGUGUCUGCUGGUGGUGCUUCUGAGACGAAGACGAAGUCUACGAUGCAUCAAGCUGCACCUGCAGCUGUGGAUAGUAAGGUUGCGAUUAAGAGAUCCACUACUACUGAAGUGCCAUCUCACAAAGCAAAGUCGCGCUUUGAACAAGCACAAACUGUUUCGGCAGCUCUGCGGCCUCCAGCUACUAUGCCGUCGACUGCGUUCUCCACCACAGUGACAAAUAACACGUUAGAGCCAACGGGUCAAAGUGCUACACAGAUGUCAAUUCAUGAACCAGCACCAGCGCUCGAAAGGACUCAGAUUCAAUCUACGCGACCACUACCGCCUUCUACAACCAUAUCGUCAACUUUCUUUCCGGACAAGUCAGCCCGUACUGCAUUUGGAACGACGAGUUACGAAGCACCUUCCCAGACUGCCCCGUCUGUUCAGACCUUCGUUUCUCGCGAGUCGUAUCGGCAAGAUGAGCAAUGGGAUGAUGAAUCGGACCAGCAGGUGCCCGCGGACACUGGAUCCGAGACGAUGGUGACAAGGGAUUUAAUGUCCGUCCACACGGCAGCUGUCACAAGUGUGACAACAACUCGAAAAGUUACUUCUAUGACUCCUCCUGUGGAGCUCAUUAGCCCCGGCGGCGAUGCUGGUGAAUUUUGGGGAGACGGUGAGGAAGAUAAGCUGUUCGAUCACGACGAACGUGGCGACGAGGAAUGGGAUGAGUCUAUAGAGGAUCAGACAAAGGAACUGAAAAACUUGGAUUUGAGCUUGAGUGACAAAAAGAGACAUGUAGAAUCAACUACGUCCUCUUCUUUCAGUCAACAAGAUACCUCAUUCUCGCUUCCGUAUCAACCGCCACCUCUCGCUAUUGCAACCAAUCUGGAGCAAUCAUAUUCUAUCACACAAGAAGCUGUAAGUGCGUCGAACUAUUUUAUUUCCGGGCACUCGGAAGAGGCCAAGAAUUCCCGCCGGGACGAAAUGAGUGACAAACUGUCCGAGGUUACCAAGGUGUCCACUACAGUUUCUUCGAUUGAGCCAGAUCCAGCGAGACCUCUGACGACGCAAGAUUCAGCGGUGCCCUUGCUCUCGGUUGAGAACACCCAUAUGACCGAAUGCUCACCGUUUUCGAGUGCUAUUGCUCAGUCAGCAAGCCAAGAAAGUGAUCUCAACGUAUUUUUGGAAGCACCGCCAAGUGCUCGUUUUCUUCACACCCCGACUGGAACUGGCGGGCCAUUUGGACGUGUCCGUUCGCCGCAGGGAAAUAACAAUCUAACCUUUCCGGAAGAAAUUUCUGGGGCUGGUGUAAACGAGACUGGUCAUAACUCGAUGACAUUUGCAAGCGGAGCGAAGGGCGAAACUUGUGACUCAUACACGGAAUCAAAUGUAAGAUGGGACCCCCGUCUAUUACGUGAUGAUAGGCAUGCUCGGAUGUCCUCAGACGAGCAGGUCAACGAAGAUGGCGACGAGACUCGUCGCAACACUCAUCACGGACCGAGAGACGAAGAAGAACGGGAUUCUGUUGUAUCAUUUUCAGGUGAAAACUCAUUUUUUCCGUCAUCAGGCCGGCCAUCUUCGUUGUAUGGCGGAUCUCAGUCCUCGUUUGCGAGUCAUCGCAUGUAUCAGUCAUCUAUAGCCAGCACGGAUCACGAAGGCAGUUCAAUAGCAUCAUUUGGAGUAUCGUCCGCGGGUGCAACGUUCGGCGGUUCGGAACGUGUCAGUGAAGGUGGUGCUUUUUCGGACGGUACCAUGUCAGAAACGCCGAGCAUGGUGGAUUCAUCCAAUGCUAGCACAGCUUUCGGUACGGAUUUUCCAUCGGUAAGCGAAGGACAGUUCUCGGCUCCUGGAACGACAAUUGGUACUUCUGACAAUGCCAGUGAUGGAGGAUUUUCAGAUGACAAUGCAUCCGAAACAACAAGUAUGUGUGGAUCUGUACACACAAAUCCGCGUUUUUUGUCGGAAUUUCGUUCCCCGAGCGGCCACUGCGUGACGGAGACGGUACAGCACCGUGGCACACCGGAGCCAUUUGCAUUAUCUGCGCCAGAGUCUGGAUCAGUGUCUGGAUCAGUUGCAACGAUAGGAGAAUCCGCAACAGUAGCUGCAGCGCCGAUCUUCGGAGGCGAUGGUGCCUUCUCUGACGCAAACCCAUUUGCGAGCUCGCCAAGUGAUGUUUCCUCCUCGCAACUUGCGUCUAACGCUCCGCAUGCAACAGUGCUAGCUGACUCUAGUUGUGAUCACCGACCCGAAGGCACUUCCCAGGAAGACAACGUUCCGAGUGCUGCUUUUCUGUUUGACGCCACUGCAGGUUCUGAUGUCCCAAACCCAUUCGGCUCGUUCGGGGUAUCGCCCGCGGCAACUGAGGCGAAAAUUAUUGAAGGGCACGAACUUCCAACUUUAGAUACUGGAGACCUUUUUGGCUCAGGUGCUUCCUCAAGUGGCUUCGAGAGCUCGUUUGCUCAACCAUAUAGCUCAGGGUAUCAGACACACGGCCAGAAUUACAAACAAGCUGCGAGCGGAUCCGAAUCUACCACCCAGACAUCAUCACUGAACUCAGCGCAGAGCGAAGUGUCGUUUUCAAACUCCAAUGAUCGACCAGCAGGAGACAGAUUCAUCUCAAGUCCUUUCCAAUCUCAACGUGUUAGCAAUUAUAAGCAUGCUGAUCCAUUUGCCUCGCGAGAUGCGCAGCUUCGAUUCGAUAACUCGGCACCGUCUCCCGAUAGUGUGUUCGGUAGUGGUGGUGACAGCGACAAGCCAAGUGUCGAUCGUGGUGUAUCCUCAUACUUUGAUGGAGAUGCACAAGCUUCAGCAGAUGCUGCAACUGCAGCGAAUCAUUUCGGACAGCAAUCAAGCAUACAUAGUGCUUUGCAUGGCGGGGGUGAAAAAUAUGGUCAUAGUGUCACAGCAGCGUAUUCAGAACAAGCUUCGAACCACAAGCAUCAGUCAGGUGCUAAUGCAGAAACCAACACGUUUCGUGCACAAUCUCACGGACAGAGCGGUGGCGUUGUAGCGGUAGAAUAUUCAACUACUUCCGGAGUUUCUGGGCCUUCUAGCCGUCAAUCAUUAACGAACUCGUUUACUAGCAACGCGACCCCACGUAAAGCCAGUGGAUUUGGUGGACAGAACCACUUUGGCAGGUCAGCUCCAGGAACGCCAAACAACCACACCCAGUAUUCUGCGGCAACAGCAUUUUCUAACGCUAGCCGAGCUCAACAAUCCUAUGGUAGCCAGCAGAUCGGGCAAAGUCCGGCACUGGAAACGAGAAACGACUACAGCCACCACGCCACAGCAGAAGUGUUUGGAAGGGCCAGUCCGGCCCAGUCGUCGUACUCGGAACUUCAGGAUAACAGCUAUCCGCACUAUGGUCAAACUGCUUCCCAUAGCACAGCCGAGGGUUUUGGCGACCAUUUACAAUCAUCGUCAAGCGCAUUAACUGAUGCAUUCUUUGGCCGAUCAUCUGCGGCUGAUCCGUUAUCAUCGGCGUCCGACAUUGGCGGUGAGCGUGUGACGACUCCAUCAUCAGGGCCAGUUAAACAGCAGCCGCCAGUGCGAACUGGUUCCCAGCCGUCACUUUUAGGGAGUGGAAGCGAUGCAUCGUCUUUUGCGGAGCGACAAGGUAUCCAUUCGACGGUACAUCUGACUGCGAUACGACCUCCGAUGCAAUCACAUGACUCAAAUUCGUCAUAUGGAUUGGUUGAGGAUGCGAGUUUGUCGCGCCGUGGAUCCAACUCUUCCAUGAGUCGAUAUGGGAGUUAUGCGUCUUUCCAGCCUCAGCGAAAUGUGCAGCAACAGGUGAAUAGCACCUCAGGUCAUCCAUCGGCUGAUGCGAGUUCUUUUUUUGGCAUGACACCUUCCCUUAAUAGUGACGAAGCGUCGUCGGUCUUCGGUAGGACGGUGUUUCAAGAUUCGUCAGAAAUACUGACAUCGCAUUCUCAAGUGUCUACGUCUAAUGAUUCCAGUGUGCAUACAGCGCCCCAACUCGCGUCCCUGCACCAUCAAGAGCACGAUCUCCCGCAAGAGCAAAGUCCACGUGAAACCUGUGGUGAGUACUUCGGAGCGACUACAACAGCGUUUCCAGCGUCGGCGGCUGAAGUGGUUCCAAGGAUUGACAUUCAAUCGUCAACCGGGAUGCCGUCUGCAAGAUGUGGUGAUAGUUUGCAGCAGCAUGAAGCUAACAGUACUGUUGGAUCACCGUUAGUUGUCAAAAAGGCAGACGCAGACGCUGUUGAGAACUCGAUUUCAACAAUUGCGACUGAAAAUGGUGUGAAUCACCCUCAGGCGUUUAACGGGCUUUCCGAUUCAGGCUCUAACGCUUUUGGUGGUGAGACAUCAUCCGAUUUCUUUUCGUCGUCAUCAGCACCACAGACUACCGCUUCGCUGUCGUAUCAAUUUGAGCACAAGGAAUAUGGUCAAAAGCCGGAGCAGCCACAGCAUCAAGUUCGCGAUGACGCAGCUACCUCUGUGCAGUUUGCACACUCGACACUUCAUCAUGAUGAGGGUGGUAUGCAUGCAUCUGGAAGACAUUCAGGCAACUAUUAUUACUCACGUGUACCAGGAGCGGAUGAUGUAAGUAGCGCUAGCCACGAACAGCAGCAGAUACAGCAACAGCAACAACAGUACCGAUCGUUUCAACAGCAGCAACAACCUGAGCUGCAUCAUGCCGUCACAGCAUUUGGUUAUAGUGGCGACGCUGUUCAAAGGCAACCGCAAGGUACAGACUACAAUGCUGCGAGUGAAUACGAAUACGGAACUACUACGAAAUACGGGGGUUAUGAGCAAACGAUUACACAACACAUAUCCGACGCUGCCCCGACUUCAGUUGUAAAGACCAGCAACAAAUACAAGGAUCCAUGCGUUGCUCCUCCAUCAUGCCUAGCGUCGUUCGGCUUUGGUGGUAACGUGGUGGUUAUGAUUCCCAAGAAAAAAUUGCGGACAAACAUUGCUGGGAGCAGCUUCCGCAAAAGCUCUCGAGGUGCUCCGGUUCUAUCUGAGUUUGACAACGGUGGUGACGCUGUGCUUUGUAAGGGACCAGUGAAUGUGUAUCGCAUGGACCAGCUGCAUCCGAAGAACAGUGAGUUCGAACAAAUGGACAUAUUCCCGGGACCGCUGACCGAAGACGUCUCUGGCGAGGUGAUUUUGGAAUGUAUUGAUGAUCAUCUGAAACGGAGCGAGGCAACUGUCGAAGAAGAAAACGACCGCUUGUUGCUAGGUGUGCUGCGUGUCUUGGUCAAAUGCAACGGAAAGUUGCGUUCUGAUCCAGGAAUGUUUAAUCCUAGUGAUCCUGAUUCUCCCGAGGCUCAACUCAUUGCGCUGCUUAGUGAGAGCAGUAGACGGCGUAAUAGGAACGAGUUUCCGAUUUUCCCUCUGCGAAAAGUUCAGCCUGGGGCGCCUUCGGAUCUUUUGCUGAAACGUGCAAAUGAUAUCCGCGAGCUGCUCUUAGUUGGCGAUAGGCAAGGUGCAGUUUCUUCUGCUAUGACUGCGCAGAUGUGGCCGGAAGCCAUGCUGAUCGCAUCGUUCACCGACAAGGAGGAGUACAGGCGAGUCUUGCGCACAUAUUUGGAUGAGCACUAUGCAACUGGUGAUCCGUGUCGUACUCUUUUCAUGUCAUUUGCGGACCAACAAGAAAAGAGCGUGCAGGAGCCAAAGCGCCUUUUACAAACCAAUAUUCAGCAGCCUACAGGAUCUCUCAUCCUCUCGAAUUGGGUGUCCCACGCUCAAGUUCUUCUCUCCAACAGGACUGCGGAUACCAACAAGAUUCUGACGGAGCUGGGCGAUCGGUUGUGGGGUGAAGCCAACGCGGUAGCGGCAGCCCAUACCUGCUACUUACUUGCAGGUAUUCAAGUUGACGCACCUACGCUGAGUUCAAAAAUGGCGCUAUUGGGAGGAGAUCAUCGGACACCUGCGGAAGCACGAUUCUAUGUGUCACCUGGUGCCGUGCAGCGAACGGAAAUUUACGAGUGGGCCCGAAAGCAUGCGAAGGGGGCAUCGGCCAACCUCAUGAUUCCUUUCCAGGGUUACAAGCUUAUUUACGCGAUGCUUCUGGCUGAUCACGGAAAGCUUGACACGGCGUUUAAGUACGUGACGUCGAUGCUUGCGGUGAUCAAGGCAGUGACGGCAAUGAUGAAGCCUGGGACAUCUAUGUAUCUGGACGGAUUGAAGAACCAGCUCACGGUCCUGGAUGACCGGCUGCGUCAACACCUUGGUCACGACCGUGUAGCCUCUGUGGCAGCAGCGACCAGCCGUGGUAGUGGUCGCAAGCAAGGUGGCAAGUGGGGUCUUGGCAGUGCGUUGAGUAUGAUGGGCAAGAUCGUGAACCGUGUGGUGGAGGGCAACGAAUCAGAUGCUGCUCCUCGCGUAGAUCCUAGUGCGCUAACAUCGGGUGGUUUGUACGCAAACGAGGUGACUGCGCGCGCAGAAAGCUACCCGAGUACCCCAUCUAUGGCUGCACCAACCUUGUCACCUGCGUCGUUACACCCGCAGCAGUAUCAGCAAACCCCUCCGCCCAGUUCGCAGGGACCCUUACCUGUACCCACCGGCAUUAAUGACCACGCAACUCCACCCGUGUGCUCUCCAAAUGGACGCAAUAGCGCUUCUGCAACACCGCCAGCGAGACCCAACUCAGAGCCAGGUGUUGCCCCGUCAGGACCAUUCUCGGGCAACGGGCGUCGUGCUCAGCAGCUGCAGCCUGGUCCGUUUGCCGGCCAGGGGCACUUUACUCCUCAACAACAACAACAGCAGACAUCGUCUGGCCCGUUCUCUGGAAACGGAAGGUCUGGUGCCACAGUACCGUUCUCAAACAGCGGACCAGGAUCCCAAAAGAAUGGUACGGCAUCACUCGUGCGCUCGCAGCAUUCGAUUGAGCCCCCAGGUAGCAACCAUAGCACGCACAGCGACAGCAGCUUCAGCGGUAUGACUCCACAAAGUGCUCAGCUGUACUCUUCACAGCAGCAGCACCGCUAUCAGCAGCAGCCUCCUUCAUCGCAAACGUCACAGCAUUCGCAGGGCACACCUCCUGCACGUCCAUCGUUUCAGAAGUCAUCCUCGCUGGGCAUGUUGGGUAACACAAGCUCUUCAAGUCAACCCAAAACAUCAGCCGCUGGCCCGACCGCUGAGAUUGCUGCAUCGCUUCCACCUACAGAUGCCUCGAAGAGUGGUCCUGCGAGUGAUAAGGGCAAGACUAGCGGUAUGAAGAAGCCUAUGAGCGUUAAGACGCCGCCACCCAGCGGUAGCGCAAAGGGCUCUGGAUGGCUGUCAGGUCUGUCAUCUUUCAUCGUCACUAAGAUGAACCCAGAAGUGAAGGUGGCCAAACUCGGCGAGCAGAUGGAGGCCUAUUUCGACGAGGAUGCGAAGCGCUGGGUGUUUCCUGGGGAGUCUGCUCCUGAGGAAGCUGCGAGGCCUAGCGCGCCGCCCACUGGUCCGCUGUCUGGUAGUGCCCCUGGAUCUAGCGCCACGGGCGUGCCACCAGCAGGCACGAACUCAGCCCCGGGUUCAAUUCACAGUGGCCCUGCGCUUAGCAACGACCCGCUGGCAGCACUUAUGGCCCCGCCUCCUUCUCAUUUGCUAAUGAAAAAAGACCCGUUGGCUGCUAUGAUGGCGCCACCUUCGCGUGCAGGCAUAUACGGUGUGCAUCGUGGUGGCUCAGCGGCGAAACGAAAACCUCCGCGUCCGCAGUUUGCAGUGUUCAAGCCUACUACUGCAGCAUCCUUAGACGAGCAAAGCGGAUAA